UGCAUGACGUCAGUAAAGAGGAAAAGGUUAAUUGGGUAAAAUCAGUACUUGCACUCAAGAUCACAGCAAACGACGCUAUGACAUAUUUUGCAAGGUCAAUUUUCAGACAGUUUUUUGAUAGUUUGACUUCUUCAGAGAAAAACAACCUUCAAAAUUUGCUAGAUAUCGCUCAAAAUCGGCACAAAGGCUACACAUUAACACCAGUACAAGAUCAUCGUGUAUGGGUGGUUAACUCACCGGAGUGUAGGUCUUUGUUAGAGAAGCUUGUCUCAGCUCAUUUGGAUCCAGCAAACCUUGGAUGGGACAAUAUUGGAGAUGUUCAUGUGGACAGCUACUGGAAGAUAGCAAAACUAUACAUGCCACACGGAAACAAGGAUAGCACUUGUCCAGCGGAUACAGACAUGCUUGCAAUGUUUACAUUGUUGAGAAAUUUCAUAGUGGAAGAUUUUGUUGAGGAGAGGAUAGAAAUAGAUCAGAUGAUUUGUCACAGCAAGUAUUUAAUAAUUCAUUCUGACGACAACAGAAUUUCACGAGCGAAAAUGACUGAAAUACUCGAGAAUAUUAAUAAAUUCAUGGAGAGUACAAAGUUGGGUUACGUUAUCAAAUUAUUGACUAAGGAUAAACUUAAACAGGUUCAACUCAUAUCGAAAAGCGACAAAUGGUACUUGUACGAGAUAGUCUUAUCGAAAGAUAAAACAGUUCUUGAAGUUCAACUGGACAGAACUGAGCUAUUCUGGAUCAUCACUAGAAGGCUACUACUGGUUUUUGAAACAGAAUAUGCAUAUGACAUGGGACGUGGUAUGUUUAGUGGGGCAUUAGCAGGAGCGGCCACUGGGGCAUCACUAGGACCAGUUGGUUUAGUAAUUGGUGGUGUAUCAGGUGCCGCUAUUGGAGCAUUACUAGGGUUGUUCAGAAGGUAAUAGGUACACAAUUUUACACGAGACAAUUAUCGGAACAUGUUCACUAUAUACAGUGAAAAAUCAAUACUAAAUAAUUAUAAAUAACAAUUCUGUGAAUUUUCAAAUGACAAGGGGUAAGAAACCCGGCACACACUAACAAUACAAUAUUUUUUGAUGACGUUCUUGACGUUGAUAUUAAUUAAUUGAAAAGUAUCUUCUUUCUAUUAAGAACAGUAUUUAUAAACUAGACUAAACAAUAAUUUUUGCAAAUCCUAGCAUAAAAUAAUUUUACUUCUUUAUCUCUUUAUCAGAAUUUACAAAUCUGACAUAACAUUAAUGCUAGACAGUUUAAAGUUUCUAACCCACAAGUUGUAGUUCGGGAUUUUUUUAAAUAAAAUGUCAUCAAACGAUAAAAUUUCACGUAAGAAUCGAAUAUUUAUAUGAAACUAGAUGAUUCAUACAUAUUCUAACCGACGGAAAAAACAUCGAAGUAAAGUUUUUCCAAGUUUAUCAUGCCAUGUUGUAAUUUUAAACCUUUACAACGUUUUAUUUUGUCAAUAUUUACUUAAAUUAGCCGUUGGUGGCGGGUAAAACAGUUGUGCGUUUAGUAAGUAUUUUAUCCUUCAACGACUGCUGCACAAUAUUUCUCACUAACCAGAUAGAAAAAUCCUUAAAUGUUACUAAAAAUAGCGGUGUUGGAAAAUCUUAUCUCACAUGGGCUUAUCUCACACUCAACGUGCAGCACUUCUAAAUAAUACGCGAUUCACUCCUAUUUAACAAAAAUGAAACGUCAAAAGGUCAAAAUGUAUUAGAAAUUUGUGAGCUAAUCUAUUAAAUUGUCUACGGAAUCAAAAUAGAUUGAUAUUAACUUUCACACUGCAAUGAGUCCUACUCUACCUAGAUCCGCCCUUUCCAAUAACGAUAUGUUACUAAAAAUAGCACACUUUAAAAUAUCGAUCACUCUUCGUAAAAUCAAAGGGACCCGGCACAGUGUUGGGAUAGUGUAAAAAAGUAAUUCUAGAAAAAAAAUAUACUUUAUAUAUAAUAUAUAGACAAGGGGUUGAACUCGCCAAAUCGGCCGAACGCCCGUGGUCCAGUAUAAGUCAAAAUUGCAAAGUCAUUCUUGCGUAAAUCAUAUAAAGCUAUAUAUCAAAAUGUAGCUAAAUGACAUCACUAGACGUUGACAAUAACAUUACUGUCCCAACUUAAACCGUUUUUGAACAACAAACCGAUAUUUCGGAUGACACAUCGUAUUUUUGCUAGGUCGGACACAACCGUGCAACCUGUCCCCACUCGAUUUUCUACGUGUAAAAACGCAAUUCCAAACCAUGACAUUAUAUCAACCCGCAAUAAAUCGAUAAUACAAAACAAAAGAAACAACUUACCGCCGGAAAUUGAUUUUUAAAUUGUUUUAUAGCGUCUGUAAACAAUUAAUUCCUGAAUGUGAAAAUGAAAGUUGUAAUCAGCAUCCAUUGGCUAUCACGUGACCAAUUUGAAACGGAUUAUUUCAUUGGUUGAUUAAAAUAAAAAGUAUUGCUGGGUCACAGAAUCGUCCAAUCAAACGAUGUCUUACAACCGUUGCCGAGUAUGUAUCAUGGCUUCAAAAAAUAUUUUGUCGGAAGAGAAAUAAAAAGAAAUGAAUGUUUGCUAUAAUUGAUUGGUUUUGGAACAAUUUCCAGCGGUAAGUUGU
Ruditapes philippinarum (Manila clam) is the source of this 2589-nucleotide messenger RNA. RefSeq lists its product as uncharacterized. The transcript has 3 exons. The record is from RefSeq and is a predicted model, not a curated record. Bases 78 to 920 code for a protein of 280 amino acids. NCBI's taxonomy places the organism in Eukaryota, Metazoa, Mollusca, Bivalvia, Venerida, Veneridae.